Molecule: messenger RNA, 819 nt
Organism: Penicillium argentinense
Lineage: Eukaryota; Fungi; Ascomycota; Eurotiomycetes; Eurotiales; Aspergillaceae
Gene: sidH
Product: enoyl-CoA hydratase/isomerase family protein
Exons: 2
Coding region: 1-819 (272 amino acids)
Biological process (GO): fatty acid beta-oxidation
Cellular component (GO): mitochondrion
Molecular function (GO): enoyl-CoA hydratase activity
Source: RefSeq, a predicted model, not a curated record
AUGUCUCCUUGGCCCCAGUCCCCCAAAUACCAAAACUUCAUUGUCUCGUUCCCGGACGAGCGCAUCCUCCAGAUCACCUUGAACAGACCACAGAAGCUCAACUCCAUCGACAAGGCUACAAGCAGGGAGAUUCAAGCGGUGUGGGAGGCAUUCGACCAGGAUGAGUCUCUCUGGGUAGGCAUUAUUACGGGCAAUGGCAGAGCCUUCUGCACCGGCGCUGACCUACAAGAAUGGAACAGGAUGAAUCAGACAAGGGAGGUCAACAGCAUGGAUGCACCGGGUCUCGCAGGCCUCCCCCGACGAAGUGGCAAGAAACCAAUCAUCGCGGCCGUCAACGGAAUCUGUAUGGGUGGAGGCUUCGAGAUGAUCGCCAAUUGCGAUCUAGUCCUCGCGUCCGCUUCGGCGACUUUCGCCCUACCGGAAGUGAAGCGCGGAAUCGUGCCUGUGGCUGGAUGUCUUCCGCGACUCACACGUACGAUCGGUCUCCAGCGGACCAUGGACCUCGUGUUGACGGGCAGGAAUGUGAACGCGAAAACUCUCCACGACUGGGGACUCGUGAGCCAGGUUGUGGAUGCUGGCGCAGAUGUUGCCUCGGCUGCGGUGAAGAUUGCCCAACAAAUGUGCCAAAAUAGCCCAGAUUCCUUGAUCGUUGGCCGUGAAGGGGUUCGCUUGAGCUGGGAGUCUGGCAGCGUGGAGGAGGCCGUGUCCACCCUAGCCGAUCAGUGGUAUCCUCGCCUCAUGGGUGGAGUGAAUUUCGCGGAGGGGAUCCAGGCGUUUGUGGAGAAGCGGCCGCCAAACUGGGUCAAUUCGAAGCUAUGA